AACUGAAUAUGGAAAAAAGUGUUUCUAUUGAUACAAGAUAAUAGUUUACUACAUUUACUUUUAUUCUUAUUACCAUUUGGGAAUUGUGUUCUCAAUUGUUGAUUUCUUUCACGCUAGAUGGCACUCGGAGCAAUUCCCCACUUUUACAAUAAUGUACAGGGGGAUGGAUGCUAAUUUUUGAGUUUAUGAUCUUCUAUAGUUUGUUGUUAGUACUCAUUAGUUAACAAAAACGUUAAUAAAAUAGAUAGUUGCAUUUAUUUUGCACAUUAGUAUUAAGUAUUAUACAAAAGCUGAAUAUAUACAACGUAUUGUAGCUUUAUUUGAAAAAGAAGAAAAAAGAAAAACAAAAUAAAGUAAAGAAAGGAGAGUAUUCUAGGUUCAAAAUGUCUAGUACAUCCCAAAAACACAAAAAUUUUGUAGCAGAGCCAAUGGGCGAAAAACCAGUUACUGAUUUAGCUGGAGUUGGUGAAGUUCUCGGAAGAAGACUGGAAGCUGCUGGUUUCGACAAAGCAUAUGUAGUACUUGGACAAUACUUAGUUUUGAAGAAGAACAAAGAACUGUUUCAAGAGUGGAUGAAAGAUGCUUGUUCAGCUAAUGCAAAACAAUCGAAUGAUUGUUAUCAGUGUCUUACAGAUUGGUGUGAAGAAUUUUUGUAAAGUACUAAUGAUAAUGAACUUUUGUAAAGUAUUAAUGUUAUAUGAAAAAUAUUUUAACAUUGCAGAAUAUUUUAUAACUUAAUAGAAGUCUUUUCACAUGUAUUACGUUUUUAGGAUUUUCGUAAAAUUAACAAAUUUUAAAACUACAAUUAUAUAUUUUCUGAUUUAAUUGUUGACACUCUUAAGAAAUAUAUAGAUAUCUUUCUAUGCUCAUUUGUCUUGAAAGAAAGAGAGAGAAAGGGAUCAUAGAAAUAAUGUUUAUUUCUAAAAAUACGAACUAAAUAAAAACUUUAAUAGUUAAUGUACAUUAAUCUAUUUCUAAUCAUUCAAUAAUAAAGGAAGUAUUGCUUAAUAAUAAGAAAUUAAUAAAGAUUAUUGGAAUAUAAUAAAUAAGACUUAAGUAAUAAGAAAAAAUACAGAAUAUAUUUUUAUUUCAUAUAAAUAAAACAUGGAACAUGUUUAUAUACAUAAAAUAAAUUACUAACAUUAGACAUAUGUAAAUAUAAACACACACACACACACACAUACGUGUAUACAUACAUAUAUAAUAUGUUGUACGUGUGGAUACGCGUCCGUAUACAUUUACGCUUUUUUAAUUCUUAUAUUCAUUAAAUCAAUUUGAAUUGGAAAUAGACAGUAAAUUUAUGUUAUUUUCUCUAAAUAGCUUAUUAAAAUAUAUAAUUGAAUUAUCA
This is a messenger RNA of Vespa crabro (European hornet), 1348 nucleotides long. It is a transcript of the gene baf, whose product is annotated as barrier-to-autointegration factor B. The transcript has 3 exons. The record is from RefSeq and is a predicted model, not a curated record. Gene Ontology annotation, molecular function: DNA binding. The coding region runs from base 384 to 656 and encodes 90 amino acids. Lineage: Eukaryota; Metazoa; Arthropoda; Insecta; Hymenoptera; Vespidae.